AUGAACAAGGACGUCCUCAUAUUGAUGGCUGCCUACGAGGGCAACAUCGGCGCCGCCAUCAGCGCAAGGUUCAUCAUGAACAACGACCUCUCCUCCGUCUUCGACCUGGCGCGGCCAUACCUGAUCUGGUACCCGCUCUGGCCCCAGCGCGAGACCCUUGAGGAGCUCGCGGAAAUGUGCCCCUCGAUGCGCCUGCAGGUGGCGCACGCCUGCAUCGUCGCCGACUACCGCAUGCAGUAUGACAAGCUGCAGAUACGGCCCAGCUGGAUCCUGUGGCAGGAGGCGAAGAACAGCCACAACCCCUACUACAAGGAGGACCUGGAGCGCCGGUCUGCAGAGCUUGGAUUCGACGUGAGCAGCACCUCAGAGGAGAACAAAGUUCUCGGUGCCUAUAUCAACCCCUGGUGCACCAACCGCGAUAAGGAGCCCACCGACCGUUUCCUGUGGCAUGAGCUGUCCGCCGUCGAUGUGCCAGUGGUGAACUGGCAGGGGGGAGGCAUAUACGGUGACGGAUAUCAGGCUAAUGCGAAGGACUACAAUCUGUUUAUAUGCACAUCAGCAGCGUUGAGGGCCCAGCUACCCAAGCACGGAGAUGGCUGGACACUGUAUGAGGGGUAUGAGUGA
Molecule: messenger RNA, 624 nt
Organism: Diaporthe batatas
Lineage: Eukaryota; Fungi; Ascomycota; Sordariomycetes; Diaporthales; Diaporthaceae
Exons: 2
Coding region: 1-624 (207 amino acids)
Source: RefSeq, a predicted model, not a curated record